UUGAACCAGCGAAGAAGAACCUAUUUCCGUUCAGCUCUCUGCAGACAGCACAUCAGCUGUGUUUACAUCCAGUGUACUGUCAGACCUUCACUCCAUGAAGCACUUUAAUGUUAAAUAUCUGUGUUUCAGAGAUGCUCUUCUUCUGACGCAGUGACUCCGGAGGGACUAUUAACUGAGCUGAGCUGACGUCAUCCCUGCCUGUUACAUGGAGCUCUGUUUGUUCUAAGAUCAGCUGUUUUCUACCUGUCGACGCACCUGGAGUUCUUUUUCUGCAGAGGUUUCCUUCUCUCCUGCAAAGACUGACCCGGCAAUUUAAAGGCCAUGACGAAGCCCAAGAUGAGAAUUUGCCCCAAAUGUGGAGCGAGCAACCCUGCCAGUCGGAGGACGUGUGUGAGCUGCUACAUUUGCCUCCUGAAAAGCAAAGAAUUUAAGGAGAAAGAGAAGGCAGUGAGGACGGGAAAGUGGGGUCAGAACUGCUUAAAAUACAGAAACGGUGCCAGAGUUGUGGCCUCAGCCCGCCUAAUGGUGAGCAAACUUGCUGCUUUGGGCUACCACCCCAUUUUAUUGAUUGGGAAGAAGAAGAAGAAGAAGAAGAAUGCAGUGACCGCUGAGACGAUCACCUACAUGUGUCCUGAAGGAGACGGGCCCAUGAAGCCCUUUUUAGAAACGAUGAGCAGAGCCUACGAGUACAUACUCACGGAAACUCUCAGGAUACAGGUGGAGGAAGCUGCCACCUCUCUCUCUCCUCAACAGUACACCACCUCUUCCUCUCACCCAUCCUGCGUUUCUCAUCCUCCUCAUCCUUCCAGCUCCCCCUCCCAACUCUCACCCUCACCCUCCUCUCCUCUUCAUCCUCCACAACACAUCACUUCUAACCCCCGACCCUCUUCUCCGACUCUCCUUACGAACUCUCCCACUUCCACAUCCCCUCGAUCAUUUCCUCCUCAUCUUUCACAUCCUUCAUCCUCCCUCACCCCGUCUUUUUCUCACCCUUUGAUUAAAUCUGAGGAGGAGGCCUGUCCUCUCACCUCCGUCACAGUCCCAUUUUCUCCGCGUUUCUAUGGAGCCUCCUCGACAGCUCCUGCACAGUCGAACAUGAACAAAAGUGUGCCAAGAAAGCACUCCGUUUCUCCACAGCCUCUGAAGUCUCAGCCCGUCGAAACUGAAGGAGGUGUGCCCUCACAGUGCUGCUCCUCUCCUCAGCCUGCUGUCUCCUCUGUGUCCACCAGCACCACAGGCUGCAGAAACUGUUCAAAGCAGCAGAUGUUCUACUACGAUCAAGCAAUGGACACGAGAGUGAAAGAGGACACAGAGGAGGUAAAGGUCAGAUGGCUACCCUGCAUCUCAUGUGGGAAAACUUGGGAGGACACUUGGGAGCCGGCGAGCAGCAUCAUCUUUUUUAUUAAGUUGUGCCAACAAAGCACUUAGAGCAGGAUUGUAUUUGUGGAGACAUUGAGACAUUAAUAAUUGAAGAAGCUCUCAGAUAUUAAAUUGAAUUAAAUGAACAAAAACAAGAUCUACUGUUACAGAGUUUACUGGCAUUCAUUUCUGAAUGAUGAUGUAACACGAUGUGAAGUUAAUGACUGAAUACAUGUUAACAUUAUAUGUUUAAUUCCAAUGUACUGCAGAUUUUCAUGCACUAUAAAUAAGACCUGACUUGAUGGGUGUAAUGAAAUGUGAUAUUGAAAUGUUUUAAUUAUUCACCAAAGGGGGCCUGUUUAGACUUUGAUGCCAAUAUUUCUAAAACAUUAAAGUUAUGACUUAUUUUAUAAAACGUUUAUGGGAAUAAGUUGUAACAGAAGAUGAAGACAUCAGAGAGAGUUUAACUACAAAGGAGCAGGUUUAUUUAUCCCACCACAGAUUAUUUAUUUCAUUAUUUAUUCAUUUGUUUGUUUUAUUAAGUUAAUAUUAUUGUUGUUAUGUUGAACACAUAUCUCAUGUUUGUAUCUUUGAAUGCUUUCUCACCUAAGAUUGCCAAAAACAAAUAAAAAUCUGCUUCUAA
This is a messenger RNA of Notolabrus celidotus (New Zealand spotty), 2002 nucleotides long. RefSeq names its product DNA-directed RNA polymerase II subunit RPB1-like. The record is from RefSeq and is a predicted model, not a curated record. The transcript has 9 exons. Bases 322 to 1428 code for a protein of 368 amino acids. NCBI's taxonomy places the organism in Eukaryota, Metazoa, Chordata, Actinopteri, Labriformes, Labridae.